Ahaetulla prasina is the source of this 1213-nucleotide messenger RNA. RefSeq names its product metalloproteinase inhibitor 1-like. The coding region runs from base 431 to 892 and encodes 153 amino acids. The record is from RefSeq and is a predicted model, not a curated record. NCBI's taxonomy places the organism in Eukaryota, Metazoa, Chordata, Lepidosauria, Squamata, Colubridae. The transcript is spliced from 4 exons. Gene Ontology annotation, biological process: negative regulation of membrane protein ectodomain proteolysis; negative regulation of endopeptidase activity. Gene Ontology annotation, molecular function: metalloendopeptidase inhibitor activity; protease binding. Gene Ontology annotation, cellular component: extracellular matrix.
UUAUCCUAAAGGUAUUCCUUCAUGCCUCACACCCUUCUCCCCUUAGAAAGUGACUCUCUUUCCUGAGCUCUCAUAGAAACCUCGGGUUUUGUUGAGAGUUGAUGUGUCUUUGAGCCUAACUUGCCACACUUUUCUUCCCUACAACUCAGACAUGGUGUUCGGGCUCUGCUAAGGCUUUGGUCCUGUGGAGAGUGAUUCCCACAGGGACAAAGCUUUAAAUCUCGCUUUGUCCCACAGGAUGAAGCACCCAUCAUCCAUCCUAAUAUUUCAGGACUUGAAUCGUCCUGAUCUAAGACCAAUUCUAGGACCAUUUCAAAUUUUGCCUUUAAUCUGCAGCUGGUGUUUCUCACUCAACGCUCUUCCAUAAAGACUGCUACUCAAAGAAAACACCUCCUCCGCCCUAAACAAGUGGCUUCAUAAACAGCAAAAAAUGGAUACUACAAAAUCACAUGGAUUCUUCCUAGCCAGCUUCCUUGUCCUCAUGUUCUUGGGAGAUCUCAUAGAGGGCUGCAGAUGUAAGCGAAUAUCUCUCCACGAAACAUGUUGCACACAUGACUUCGUAAUGAGGACCAAAUUUAUGGGUGUCAGGCCUGACCCUGCCUCUCCUUCGUAUAUGACCAUGAAUAUGUUUAGUAUUCAACCCAUCCAGGUAUUCAAAGGUCCAACAUCCUUAAGAAAUGCACAAGUUCUCUACAGCCCAGAAUCACAGUCUUACUGCGGAUAUCUACACAGAGGGCGUUUCACAGGAGAAGAAUACUUAAUUUCAGGGUCUAUUUAUAGCAAUCGUCCUGAAAUCAAAUUGUGCAGCUUUGCAGAACCAUGGGAUAUAGUAACUUCUGAACAGAAAAAAAUCCUGAAAGAAGGUGGUUGUACGAGCUGCAGUGUCUCCUAACCUAAGUCAUAAAAUUCAUGGUCUUCGCUGUCAAUAUGCUACUGCUUAGAGAAUGAGAAAUAAACUAGAUGUACCUGAAUGCUUAUUACAAGAAAGCAAAUAUUCAAAACAAGAUGAGCAGCAAAUAAAUCUAACAAAUGAAAUGAAAUGAACUGUGAUGUAAGAGUGUCAUUUAUUUUUCAGAUGUGUAUGUUCUCCAUGUCAUUCCAUCUUGUUAUGUACAAAAGGAUAAAACAUCCACAAACACUGUACAAUUCAGUAUCCUAAAAACAGUUUUCUGAAAAACAGCAAUUCUAUGAUAAUACCCCAACAACUCACAAG